UAUAGCGACUUUAUCAAAGGAAUUCAAAAACACGUUUUUCAUAUUGUUUUGUUUCCCCAAACAGCAACGCUGCAUUCGUCGUCUUUAUCAAAAUCUUUCCCAGUCUCUCUCUCUCUCCUCUCUCUCUCUCUACACAGAUUGUUUGAUACCCGAUAAUCUCUCUCUAAAAUCCAUGUCUUCGGCGGGUAUUCCGGGCGGCGGAGGAGGAGGCGUCGCCGCCGUUCCUCAUCAAUAUUUCUGCUACCAAUGCGAUCGCCACGUCUCCAUCGUCCCUCCAACCUCACCCACCGCCGAAAUCGUUUGCCCCAACUGUCAAGGCGGCUUUCUAGAAGAAUCGGAUUCUCCUCCCCCCUCAAUCGCUGAUAAUCCCAUCCAUAACCCCUUUUUCUCCGACAGUUUCCCUUCCGCCGCUCCCUUCGGUGGUUUUCCUAUCAUCCUCUCCUCCGCCGGCGCCGGCGCGGCCCAUGCCGGCUCGGCAUUCACCAUGUCCUCCGGUGGCGGAGGCGGAGGCGGUGGAUUUGAUGAUCUGUCGGCGCUUUUAGGAUCCCGAUCUCCCAAUGAAUUCAACCCUUUCUCGUUCCUUAAUAACUACAUCAAUAACCUGCAAUCGAGGGGGGCAAACAUUCAGCUUGUUUUCGAAUCGCCUGGAGGCGGUGGAUUGGGCGGCAUGGGGGCUGAUUUUCGUAUUCCUUCGAAUUUAGGGGAUUAUUUUAUUGGUCCUGGUUUGGAGCAAUUGAUUCAGCAACUCGCCGAGAAUGAUCCAAAUCGAUACGGCACACCACCUGCUUCGAAGUCAGUGGUCGAGGGUUUGCCCGAUAUAAAAAUCACAGCGGAAAUGUUGGCUUCGGAUUCUUCUCAAUGCGCAGUGUGUAAAGACAGCUUUGAGUUAAAUGAGGAGGCGAAGCAGAUUCCCUGCAAGCAUAUCUACCAUAAAGAUUGCAUCUUGCCUUGGCUUGAGUUGCAUAAUUCUUGCCCUGUUUGUAGGUACGAGUUGCCUACCGAUGAUGCUGAUUAUGAAAAUCGAAGAACGGGGCAGAAUAACAAUAACAGUGGUGGAAAUCAAGACGGUAGAAAUAAUAAUAUUAAUAAUAGCAAUCCGCAGACGCCACGUGCAAUGGAAAGGAUGUUUAGGAUAUCACUUCCAUCUAUUUUUGGGGGGUUUGGUUCACCAGCUGAGACGAGCAAUAGCGGUGGAGGAGCUGGAAAUGUUCGUGGAGGUAACAACAACAACAACAACAACAACAACAACGGUGGUGGUGGUAGUGGACCGUCUAAUUCUGGCUCGGGUAGAGGAAACCAGGCUAGAGAGGAGGAUCUCGACUGAAGUAUGUUGUUGUUUGUACUACGGUUACUUUCUUUACUUUUCGUGAUUGAGGUGAUUUACUGCUUUUAACUGUGGUUUAAUGUGAAGUUGCAAUACAUUGCUUGAAUGUACAAGGGAAAUGAGGAGAAAUUUUGGUGGGUUUUUUUUUUCUUUUUUCUUUUUGAUAUGGACAACAUGGUUGCUUAUUCAUAGUUUGAAAAAAACGUACGAUAUUGUUUUUCGUAGCCUGUGAUAUAGAUUUCCUAUGUUUAGCGUAUUGGGUAAUGAAUAAAUAAAAUGCAUAUACAUUUGAGUAUUGACCCAAGUUUGUC
Messenger RNA from Erythranthe guttata (spotted monkey flower), 1635 nucleotides. RefSeq names its product E3 ubiquitin-protein ligase RING1. The record is from RefSeq and is a predicted model, not a curated record. NCBI's taxonomy places the organism in Eukaryota, Viridiplantae, Streptophyta, Magnoliopsida, Lamiales, Phrymaceae. Gene Ontology annotation, cellular component: cytoplasm. Gene Ontology annotation, biological process: protein ubiquitination. Gene Ontology annotation, molecular function: ubiquitin protein ligase activity.